Emiliania huxleyi CCMP1516 is the source of this 1959-nucleotide messenger RNA. RefSeq lists its product as hypothetical. Gene Ontology annotation, biological process: activation of GTPase activity. Lineage: Eukaryota; Haptophyta; Isochrysidales; Noelaerhabdaceae. The transcript is spliced from 7 exons. Gene Ontology annotation, molecular function: GTPase activator activity. Bases 1 to 1959 code for a protein of 652 amino acids. The record is from RefSeq and is a predicted model, not a curated record.
AUGCCGCCCGCUCUGCAGGUGGAGGUGCGCGGCGGCGGGAGAGAGAGUCCCCAGUGCAACUCGCGAUCGGUGCUGUGCGGAGGGACAGGCGCCGCCGCAUACAGCCCGGACGAAAGGAGGCCAGGCCGAAGCGAUCUCAGCGGCUUCCUGGCACGAUGCGCAAAGCGGUGGCCGGUCCGCACGGGAGGAUUGGAGCUGGCGAAGGCAGCAUCUGCCGCAGGCGAAAGCUAUCGUGUCCUGCUCUCUCGCCCCAUCUCCGCCGACGAUCACGAGCAAAUAUCGCUCGACAUCUGCCGCUCGGGCGUCGAGGAUCUAGAUCUGAUCCUUCCAGCGGCACAAAUGGGCGAGCACUCACGGGCAAUCAAGCGGCUGCUGUGCGCGUGGUGUGCGCGCCGCGGCUCGAGCGGAUACUGCCAGGGAAUGAACUUCAUCGCCUCUGUGCUCCUCGCGGUGACGGGACACGCCGCAGCGCCUGCCGCAGCGCCUGCCGCAGCGCCUCCAGGUCCGCAAGUGGACACUGCGGGUGCCAAGCGCGGCAGCGCCGCAAGCGGCGGCGGCGGCACCAGUGCCAGUGCCGCGGCGCUGCGCGCCGCCGAGGAGGGCGCCGCCGGCCGCGGUGCCGGGUCCGGAACGGCGCUUGGCAGCUCCGGUUCCGGUUCCUCCGCUGCCAGCUCGGGUUCCUCCGCGGCGACGCAGCCUGGCGGUGGGGAGUUGUUGUCGGGUGAGGAGACGGCCUUCUGGACCUUUGUCGCGUGGGUCGAGCUGCUGCUGCCCUCGGACUUCUACGCGCCGCCCGACAUGAUCGGGCUGCAGCGGGAGGUGCACGUGCUGCAGCUGCUCGCGAGGGCGCAGCUGCCGGCGCUGUUUGCGGAGCACGUGCUGUGUGAGAAGGAUGCGCUUGCCAUCCUCUCCCUAAUCGCGUUCAAGUGGCUCCCCUCUUGUUUCGUCAACCAGCUGCCCCUCACCACGCUGCUCGCCUGCUACGACCAGCUCGUGCUGCGGUACCCGCCCGCCGAGCUGCUCGUCUCUGCUCGCCCGUCUGCCGGGCGAGGUGGCGGCGGUGGCCAUCUGCAGCUUGCGAUCGCGCUGGUGGCCCAGUGCCUCCCAGACUUGUCGGUGCUGCGGCUCUCCUCCCACCGAGACGACGCCGUCGGGAUCGGGUUUCAGAUCAUCCUCGAGUCCGCACGUGAGGCGGCGACGGCUGGGCCGCUUCUCGCCAUCGCCGCCGGCCACGACGUGUCUCCCGAGCUGCUCGCGCCGAACAAAAAAGAAAUUCGCCGGCGCCUCGACGUGUCUCCCGAGCAGCUAACGUUUCUGAGGCAGCGCCUGGCCGCCCACGCGGCAGGGAGCGUGUUGCUGCAGCCGCCGAUCAGCUUGCGCGACGAGAUGACGCUCGCACUGCUCUCGCGCCGCUCGCCAUACCCGCUGCAGGUCUUGAAGGAGGCCCUCUUGCUGCGCCCGCCGCCGCCGCCGCCGCUUGUUGGCGCCCUCGCGCUGUUACCUCAUCACUACGUCCGUUUCGUCUCCACGUGUGCCAUCACGUUUGUCUCCUCGAUGCUUGUUGUGCCGCGGUCUGUUUGGGCGCUAGCCACGCUGCCGUGCGCCGCCGCGGCGUCGGUCCUCCGUCGGUCCAGGCUUGGGAUCGCAGACAGCGAGGACGGCGACCAUGCGGCUUGGGGAUCGCGGAUCGGGUCGUUGCGUCUGACGGCAGUGGCGCUGCUCAAGUCGUCCCGCGAGCGGUUUAGCUCGCGCUGGGCGCGGGAGAGCCGCUCGUCCGAGGGCGACUUCUUCGGGGGCGGACUCUUCUCGCCUACUCGCCGCAUGGAGUCGAUCGAGGCCGACCUCCCCUUCGACGUGUCUCAGUCGCCGACGCUUGAGGCUUCGCCGGUCCACACGCAUCGCAUCGCCCAGACUGAGCUGGACUCGCCCGGAGGGAAUGGAUCAGAGGAGCGGGUUUGA